Anopheles stephensi (Asian malaria mosquito) is the source of this 1749-nucleotide messenger RNA. It is a transcript of the gene Uro, whose product is annotated as uricase. The record is from RefSeq and is a predicted model, not a curated record. NCBI's taxonomy places the organism in Eukaryota, Metazoa, Arthropoda, Insecta, Diptera, Culicidae. Gene Ontology annotation, biological process: purine nucleobase catabolic process; urate catabolic process. The transcript is spliced from 4 exons. Gene Ontology annotation, cellular component: peroxisome. Bases 285 to 1268 code for a protein of 327 amino acids. Gene Ontology annotation, molecular function: urate oxidase activity.
UCCAACAAGCACUACGACGAAGAUCGGUUGGGCUGAAAAAUCUUCGCGGUUCUCGCUGGCCCGGGCCCCAUUUAAGCGGUGGCAGUGUUCAAGGUAAGACACACAGUUACAGGCUCCGAGGCUGACGUGAAAAACACAGUGUGCAAGUGCAAUCGAUCAAACAGUGGGCUGUGUCGUAGAGUGAGUGUUACGUGUUACGCGAAUUAACACUUUGAAGUUAAGACAGAAGGAGCGGAAGAGAGAGUGAAAGCGACCCCAGAGCUUCAGAGCAGUCCGGCACCAAGAUGAUGUCCAGAAAGCUUAUCGAUGAAAGCCGCGAAGGCUACCUGGACAACGAGAAUUCACCCUUCCUGAUUAGCAACUACGGGUACGGCAAGGACAGCGUGAAGGUGAUGCACGUCGUACGGAAUGGGCUGGUGCACACGAUCAAGGAGUUUGAGGUGGGCACGAAGCUGAAGCUACGCAGCCAGAAGGACUAUCUCGAGGGCGAUAAUAGUGACAUCGUGGCGACGGAUUCGCAGAAAAACACCGUCUACCUGUUGGCCCGCAAGCACGGCCUGAAGUCACCGGAAGAGUUCGGCAUACUGCUGUGCCAUCACUUCCUGAGCAAGUACUCGCACGUGGAGGAGGUGUCGAUACACAUCGAGGAGUACCCGUGGUCCCGGAUGGGGUUCGGUACCGGCCCGUACAAGGAUCUGCAUAAUCACGCCUUCGUCUUCACACCGACCGCCAUCCGGUACACGGACGUCACGCAGAAGCGCACCGAAAUCAAACCGACUGUCAUCAGUGGGCUGACAGAUUUGCGCGUCCUCAAGACAACACAGUCGGCGUUCGUGAACUUCGUAAACGAUGAGUACCGUUCGCUGCCCGAUCAGCAUGACCGCAUCUUCAGUACGGUGGUCCGUUCGUCCUGGCAGUAUUCGACGGUGACGGGCGUAGACUUUGAUUACUGCUGGAACAAGGUGAAGCAGUGCAUACUGAACAACUUUGCGGGCGAAACGGAGAAGGGCAUCUUUUCGCCGAGCGUCCAGAACACGCUGUACCUGGCGGAGAAGCAGGUGCUCGAGACGAUACCGGAAAUUUCCUCCAUCGACAUGACGAUGCCGAACAAGCACUACUUUACGUUUGAUUUUAGCAAAUUCCCCAAGGUGGUGAAUGAGGUGGAGCUGAAGGAGGAGACGGUGUACGUGCCGGUGGAUAAGCCGGCGGGCAUCAUCUACGCACAGCUCGAUCGGAAAUCGGAUCAGUAUGUGAAGAGCAAACUAUGAGGUUUCGUUGACGUUAAGCUGUGUCUGUGUGUGUGUCUUAGGUAGUGUCUUAGGUCGUAAGGGAAGAUGGUUCUCUCGUAGGAGAAGCCGGUUGAACGUUGGCCGGUGCGAUGAGUGUGACGUGUGUCUCAGUCACCAUUACUUAUCGAAGUUUUUCUCUGUAGAAGCGCGUCAGGAAAUCAAUGUGACACGUGUUACAAAGCGACCCAUAAUUAAUUAGUUCCGGUUAAUCAGGUGCAGGUGGCAGGGCUCGCGUCAAAUGGAAAACAAUGCGUUGGAUUAAAUCACCAUAAUUCCAUGCUGGGGUGCAUUUUUCGAGCUAAUUUUAGCUCAUUGCACAUACACGUUUUAUUUUUAAUGGCGAAGAGUGGGGGGCGCUUUACGGCAUGUCUGAUAAUGUGCUGAGCGUAAUAGAAAACAAAGAGGUCGGAUUACGUUUAUAUUAAUAAAUCAAUCAAUAAAUAAUUUUUUACCAUUAAUA